AUGACUGCGGCGGGUAAACUUGUCAGCAAGGCGCUCACAUACACCAGUUUCUGGAAUCUGGGCCUUUCGACGGUUGCUGUCCCCGUGGAUAUUCUGCCGGAAGAGAUUCUGGUGAAGGUGAAGGCAGUUUCGAUCAACCCAAUUGACGUUCUUCUACAGCGCCUGAGCCUGUUUUUUGUGGGAUCAUACAGGAAGGUCUACGGUGGGGAUUAUGCCGGGGUUGUUGUGAAGGCCGGCAAGAGCACCGGAUACCAGACGGGCGACGCUGUCUACGGAUAUCGUCUAGCCCCGUUCAGCUCCGAGGGGACGUUUUCGCAGUACAUUGUCAUCAACCCGAAGAAAGUUAUUCUUUGCGACAAGAUCCCGGAGGGAAUGUUGUUUGAGCAGGCGGCCUCGCUGGCGUGCACUGCUGCCACAGGCUACGGCGUUCUGAAAAUGGGCGUGACUCAGGCCGGGAAGGUAAAAACACCCGAUCUGGCCGACGCCCUGGAGGGGAAGAACGUUCUCGUCAUUGGAGCCGGGACGUCUGUCGGGUCAUAUGCAGUCGAGUUCGCCAAGAAGUACAUGCGUGCGGCAAACGUCGUGGCGACGUGCUCGUCGAGAUCGCUGGCCAAGAUCGAGAACCUAGGCGCCGACGUGACGAUCGACUAUACUCAGGGGAACUAUGCCAAUAUUAACCAGACGCUCGAGUUUGUCAAGGCGAAGGGGAAAUUCGACGUUGUUGUCGACUGCGUGAGGAACGAGAUCUUCUUGGACUACCUCGAUGUGAUCCUUAAAGACUCCACCAGCGACGAUGGCGGCAGCAGUGGUUCCUACUGCCAGGUCUACGGCUCCAAGUCGAUGAACCUCUGCUCCUGCAGCAUCUUCUCCAUCAUCCUGCCCUCGUACCGGUCCCUCAAGUACUCGCUGCUGUACAGCCUCGGGCUGCUGAAGCACCGCCUCUACUGCUACAAGCUCGGCUACGACGCCACCUUUGCGCCUGUCGUGCACUCGAUGUGGAAGGCCCAUCUCCUUGACACCCCCAUCGACAGCGUCCACCGAGGAUGGUCCAACUACGCCGAGGCCAUCCACAGAGUCGGCACCUCCAAGGCCUCGGGCAAGGUCGUCUGCAUCCUCUAG
Molecule: messenger RNA, 1119 nt
Organism: Pichia membranifaciens NRRL Y-2026
Lineage: Eukaryota; Fungi; Ascomycota; Pichiomycetes; Pichiales; Pichiaceae
Exons: 1
Coding region: 1-1119 (372 amino acids)
Molecular function (GO): oxidoreductase activity
Source: RefSeq, a predicted model, not a curated record